CGAAAUCGACCGCAACAAUGGGUGGGGGAGACGACGAUGUCCCGGAAUUCGACCCUGUCUCGGCCCAUCCCGCCGACGAAUGGCGCAACAUGUACAUUGACAAACACAACUUACUGGAAGAAACUAUGGAGGAACUGGCUGAUUUUCGUCUGACUAGUCAAGAGAUUGAACAGGAGAUGGAGAAGGAGUUGAAGGAGAAGGAGAAGGCUGUGACGGAUCUGAAAGUGCGAACAGGCAAGAUCGAAAUCGAGCGGGACGACUGGAAGAACAAAUUUAUGAAACUUCAAGCUACUUUUAAUACAACCACGAACUCCUUGCAGCGCGAACUGGACUCGCUGCGCAAGAUGACGACUGAAUACAAGACCCAAGUCCGCGAAUUGGAAAUGGGAAACGACGACCUUGAACGGAAUGAACGAUAUGCAAAGAGUAGCUUGACGGAGAUGGAGGAGAAAUUCAACCGGGUCACAGAGGAGAAGAUCAUUCUGGAGCACGAGUUGAUGUCGAAAGCGGCACAGGAAGAGGAGCUGCAGAGGUUGAGGGAUGAACUGCGAGGCACGUCCCAAUCAUCAAUUAAUGCGAAGCUGCCCUCACACUCCAGACAGAUGCAACUCGAAACACAGUCAUCUCUCGGACCCUCGCCCGCUACCUCACCCUCCCUGCAGGGCGAGAAGGAGGAGUCUCUUUUGCACUUGGAUGACCUCACCGUCCAGCAGAAGAGGAUGUCUGCUAUGCCUCAAUCGCCGGCUGUAUCAAGCACUGCUUCAUCUCCUGCGCCAACACCACCCCCCAAGCCCUAUCCUCCACUGGCGAAUGCGAAGAUGUUGCGCAGUUCGCCCAUGUCCAAUUCACCAUCUCGUAUCCCAGCUCCGCGCAAGUCCAUGCUCGCAGAAUCGACAGCCUCAGCAGGUACCGUUUUGCCACGUACUCGGUCUGCGGCUACCCAGAUGAUGGGAGAGAUGCGCGCCCGUGUCAAAUUGCUGGAGAAUCGGUUAAAUGCACGCCGCGCAGUAUCCAACGCAUUUUCUCGCAAGAAGGAGCCUGUUGUCCCAGAGGUAGAGGGUAGCCCUGGCUGGGUCGUUCUCUCUGACACCAGUAGCGCCGCCGAUUCGUCUUCCUCGUUUGUGAAAAUUGCACCGCCGCCUCCUGCUCCUACUCGGCCUUUAUCAAGCGCGUCACGAUCGUCCACAGAAUAUGGUCGAGGAUCGUUUGAUCGCCGUCGAUCGAUUGACGUUAAGAGUCCGCCCACAUCGUAUAUUUCGAGGAUACCCGAGGAUGUUGAGCGGCCACGGCCUUCGUCACAAUCGAGCGCACCUUGGCGAACGUCGUCGCGACCCGCAAGCCAACUCGGUGAUUCGACAGCCACUAUUCGGGCGUCUGAGACACAAAGAUUCCCUUUGCGACCACCUACCCCUUCGUUUAUACCCAAACCGAAUGCGGAACAGGCCGAUGCCUCGUUCGAUCCCAAGGCGUCUCUAGGUGGCAUUAAAGCAACUAUCGGUCGCUCUCAAUCUGUACGCCGCGCUAUCUCCACCGCAUCCGGCCCGUCCCGAACGAGUUCCAAGGCAAGCGCAUCUCGGCCAGUCAGCAUCUCUAGUGUUCCGGCAGCACCUUCAAUUCCAAAGGGUCUGGAACGCAGCAUGGGAAUGAUGGACAUAUCCUCCAUUCCCAGUCCAAGUUCCAUUUCCAGCUCAGCCAGCCGUAUCGGCCGACCCUCUAGUUCUGCAGUCGGCAACGUGCGUCGCCCUGCAAGUCAACAAGCCGCUACACGAUCUCAGACGCCACUGGGCUACGGCAGCUACGGCAGCUACGACCGCGAUGACGAGCAAGAGCUCGGAGUCGGAAGUGUGAAAGAGCCGCUUCCCGGUAUUGGGCUUGGAAGGGCCAAAGCGAAGGCAAGAAUACCCAGUGGAAACCGGACUUGAAUACCCUCCAGCGUCAUCAGAGUCAUACCCCUAUACACUCCUUAUAGAUACGACCCAUGUUUCUGCCCUCUGUUGUACUCUA
Dacryopinax primogenitus is the source of this 2004-nucleotide messenger RNA. RefSeq lists its product as uncharacterized. Gene Ontology annotation, cellular component: kinesin complex; centrosome; kinetochore. Lineage: Eukaryota; Fungi; Basidiomycota; Dacrymycetes; Dacrymycetales; Dacrymycetaceae. The record is from RefSeq and is a predicted model, not a curated record. Gene Ontology annotation, molecular function: microtubule binding. Gene Ontology annotation, biological process: microtubule nucleation; centrosome localization; chromosome segregation. The transcript is spliced from 4 exons. The coding region runs from base 18 to 1922 and encodes 634 amino acids.